This is a messenger RNA of Phascolarctos cinereus (koala), 3426 nucleotides long. It is a transcript of the gene MMP19, whose product is annotated as matrix metallopeptidase 19. Gene Ontology annotation, biological process: proteolysis; extracellular matrix organization; collagen catabolic process. Gene Ontology annotation, molecular function: zinc ion binding; metalloendopeptidase activity. Gene Ontology annotation, cellular component: extracellular matrix. The record is from RefSeq and is a predicted model, not a curated record. NCBI's taxonomy places the organism in Eukaryota, Metazoa, Chordata, Mammalia, Diprotodontia, Phascolarctidae.
CGAGCAGGGAACAGCUUGAGAUUUUUAAAAGUGUUUCAGUUUCCUGAAUGCAACCCCAUCUCUUCCUUUGAUUCUAUUCUGGGUUUAGCAGCACCCAAGUCCAUCCAUUUUCACCCAGUCCUUGCCAAAAUAUAUUUACUCAUUGGCUAAUCCACAGAAUCAAAGAGUAGAAAGAGCCUUGAGAGGAGACCCAGUUCAACCCAUACCCUGAACAAGAAUUCCCUCCAGAGUAUCAGAAAAUGCGUCAGAGAGCCUCUCCAGCCCAGCCUCCUUCCUCAUUUUUAAAGUGAGGAAGUCCAGAACUGAAGUGCAAAGAACAUGCUCUAAGGUUAUCUGCUAAAGCAGCCCGGUCAAGAUUGGAAUCCAUUUCCUCUGCCUCCCAUCCAGCUCUUUUCAAUCUCACUGGGCUGACUAUUCAAUGACCUUCAAUUCCCCAGUUCCUCAUCUUCUCACCAGUUCCAGCUAGGCUUCGGUCUGGAUUCAGUUUUGGGAGUGAGGGUGUGGAGGAGGAAGAGGACAAGCAAAGAUCUGAGGAUGAAAAGCACGAUCCAGAAGAGGACGUUAAAAGAGAAUGUUGCUUGUGGUUGGCAACUCUGAUGGGAGAAUCUUUAGAGGAAGGAUUGCCUAGAGGAGGGGAACAAGGUCCUUCCAAGAAGCUUCAGAGCUGCCAAUCUCUGGGCAGUUGGAUUGGCUAACAAGGGCACGAAUGGGGGAGCCCCGCUGUGGUCUGGAAGAUCCCUUCAACCAAAAGACCCAAAAAUACUUACUUCUAGGUCGCUGGCGGAAGAGGCAUCUAACGUUCCGUAUCCUGAAUUGGCCAUCCACCCUCCCAAUCUACACUGCUAGGAAAGCCCUGCAUACUGCUUUCAGAUACUGGAGCAGGGUGGCCUCCCUGAGCUUCCGAGAGAUUCAGGCAGGCUGGGCAGAUAUCCGUUUUUCCUUCCAUGGCCAACGCGACCCCCACUGCUCACAAGGUUUUGAUGGACCUGGAAAGGUCCUGGCUCAUGCUGACAUCCCUGAAUCGGGCAGUGUGCAUUUCGAUGAAUCAGAGACCUGGACAGAGGGGACCAAAAUGGGGGUGAAUCUUCGCAUCAUUGCAGCCCAUGAGCUUGGCCAUGCGCUCGGGCUGGGCCAUUCCCGAUACCCGCAGGCCCUCAUGGCACCUGUUUAUUCUGGCUUCCGGCCCCACUUCCAGCUUCACCCUGAUGAUGUGGCAGGGAUUCAGGCCCUCUAUGGCAAGAGGAUCCCUCCGAGUGGAGAGAAGGAAGAGGAGGUAGAGGAGGAAGAGAAUGAAGUUUCCAUUGUAACCCCAGGGCCCACACUGCCGGGAGCUGUGUCUGACCCCUGCAGCGGAGAGCUGGAUGCCAUGAUGCUAGGCCCUCACGGAAAGACAUAUGCCUUCAAAGGAGACUAUGUAUGGACAGUGACUGGCUCCAGACUGGGACCCCUUUUCCAUAUAGCGACCAUAUGGAAGGGGCUCCCAGGGAACCUGGAUGCUGCUGUCUACUCUCCCCGCACAAAAUGGAUCCAUUUCUUUAAAGGUAAUAUGAUCUGGCGCUACAUGGGCUUCAAAUUGGUCCCUGGCUUUCCUAAGCGGCUAAGUCAAGUGGGACCCAACUUGGAUGCAGCUCUGUACUGGCCUGUCAACCAGAAAAUUUUCCUUUUCAAGGGCUCUGGGUAUUGGCAGUGGGAUGAGCUGGCUGUGAAUGACUUCAGCCGUUACCCAAAGCCGAUAGGAAAGCUGUUCACUGGAGUUCCAGAUGAGCCCUCCGCAGCCUUGAGCUGGCAGGAUGGCAAAGUCUACUUCUUUAAAGGUAAAAAGUACUGGCGCCUGAACCAGCAGCUUCAAGUGGAGAAAGGCUUUCCCAAGGACACUUCCCAGAACUGGAUGCACUGUGUUCCCCCAACCAUGGGCAUCACAGCCUCAGCCACCAGCUCCAAAGAAGCGUCCACUUAGCCACAAAAAGGACCACAUCUUUCUCAGCUCCGGAUAACUCCUCUGUACUUCUUCCCACUACCACUCUUGUUCACGAGGAGGAAUUGACCCUAUUCUUUAGAUCUUGGGCACCCUAACCCUGAAGACUGCCCCACCUCACCAAGGACAGUAUUACCAGCUAUGAGCAACAUGCCUCUGGUCCUCGGCUCAUCUCUUCACUCUUGGCAGAGGCACUUUGCCCCUGGGCUAGAGACUUUCCCUGACCUAGUGCAUCUAGUCCUCCUAGAUGGCUAUCAUACCUUCCCCACCUGGGCAGGGCUACCCUUUCUUUUGCAUCAAACACUGAUUACUCCCUGGCCAUGAACACCUUCUUCCUUGUCUUGUACAGCAUCAUCAACUUCACGCCCUAAGGGCAGCUCUGCGUGUCUGGGACCAUCUCUAAUUUCAAUUGUUGACUUUACUACAGGGUGUGUGCCCUUAGGGCUGGAGGGAAAGGGAGUAAUUACCCACCAGGACAAAAAACAAUGUUUACAGAGCUUGGUGUGCUUAAGUUCUCUUCACAGUUCUUGCUGUAGUCAAUGCAUAGCCUCGAAAAAUUCAAAUGCGGCAUCUGAAAAAUUUGAGUAUGUAAAAAAUGUCACCCUUUGAAACUGAAGUUAGUAUGAUUCAGUGACCAAACGAUGAAACAGCGCUCCCUGGGAGAUGUGAUCUCUCUUUCAUCACAGCACCUUGUGAUUCUCUUAUGCACUGAUCAUAUAUGAAUUUAUAAAAGUUAUUGUUGUAAAUGUCUUAUUCUUCCUACUAGAUUGUAAGCCCCUGGAGGGCAAGGACCAGGUCUUAUUUAAGUUUUUAUCUACUCAAGCACCUAGCAGUGUGCUUUUCAAAGAUGGUUAGUAUGUUUGUUGCAUUAAUGAAAGAAGGAAAUGAAAUCAAGCAUUUAUUAAACACUAGGUACUGGGCUAAGGAAGAAGGGAAUGUAAGAAUGGGCUAUGGUUGUGAGAUGACUCCUGAAACUAGGUGCCAAUCUUAAAUGUAAGGAAGCUAAGAUUUACUCCACUGGGUUCCAGAAGACCCAAGAUAAAGUUGGAUAACAGAAUGGUCUGCAGGAGGACCAAGCUUGUCAGUCAGUGUGUCUCUGAUUCUAAUGACUGGUUCCAGAUAUUAGGAAGGAAAUAUGGAAAAGUAUGAUACAGGAUGGCAGUUUAUCAGACUAGCCUAGCUUGAUAAAAAUGUCCUUUAGGACAGCAUAGAUUCUUUGCACUGUUUCUAUGUUCACCAAGCAACCUUAUGAUCUCAAUAAUUUGAGAAUUCCUGUGAUUGUUACUGGGAAUCUAGUUGGAUAGAUUUCCUUUUGCCAAUGAAUAAAUUGGCAUCCAUGUUAAUAAUUGGAGUCACUUGUGAUUUCUAUUCAAUUGAACUAAUCCCUCAGAGCCUAUCACUUUCGGGUGAUAUUGUUUUAACCAAUAACAUUACUAAAUAUUUUAAAAAUA